Messenger RNA from Schistocerca nitens (vagrant locust), 1240 nucleotides. RefSeq names its product mitochondrial nicotinamide adenine dinucleotide transporter SLC25A51. The transcript has 3 exons. The record is from RefSeq and is a predicted model, not a curated record. Bases 268 to 1239 code for a protein of 323 amino acids. Lineage: Eukaryota; Metazoa; Arthropoda; Insecta; Orthoptera; Acrididae.
CUAGUGUGUUGUUUCGAACAGGUGUACCACAAAAGGUAAACAUUUGGCUCCACCAGGAAGCCUGACUGAUUUCGCAGGGCAAGUGUAAAUCGGAACUUGUUGCAGAUAAGAAGAAAUGACCCUGUAACGUCAGGAGAAACAUUUAUCAUGUAAUAAGAAGCUAUGCAAAUAACCGCAUGACCAUCCGUGUUGUUAUUCAAUACAGCGCGAAGCGUUUUGUUGAAUGUUUGGCUUCAGAAUUAGGAAAUGAAAAAGUGAUUUUCAAUUAUGACCUGUUCUUCGAACACUGAAAAUACAAUGCAACAAAAUGAAUCACCUACAAGAACUAACCAACGUGGUAUUACGGACAGCAGUUUACACGGAUCUCCGCUUCAUCGUUUACAGAAUAUUCAUCAGAAGAUUCCAGUAUUCAGAGAUCUUAAGGAAUAUGUGUGUGGAUGGGGGGCCGCUUUUAUUAACAUUACAGUGACAUAUCCUAUUUAUAAAAUAAUAUUUAGGCAGAUGCUUCAUGGAGUUGGAAUAAAAAGUGCAUUCCAACAACUUUCAAAUGAAGGAAUAUAUUUCUUGUAUCGCGGAAUUCUGCCUCCAUUGUGUCAGAAAACACUAUCACUGUCCCUUAUGUUUGGUUUGUAUGAAGAAUGCCGAAGACCAUUAGAAGAUGCAAGGUUUUCCGCAAUCACAUCAAAAAGUAUUGCUGCUAUGAUUGCUGGGUCAGUUGAAGCUAUCUUUAUGCCAUUUGAAAGAAUACAAACAUUGCUCCAGGAUCGUCAUUAUCACAACAAAUUCAAGAACACAAAUGAUGCUCUGAGGCACAUAGUGAUACAUCAUGGGUUUAGUGAAUGUUACAGGGGUCUAAUACCAAUUCUGCUACGGAAUGGCCCAUCCAAUGUGAUGUUUUUUUUAUUGCGGGAUGAAGCAAAAGAAGCCUUUCCAAAAUCAGUUUCUUGGUACAGGCAGAUGUGUCAGGAUUUUGUGAGUGGUGCUGUCAUAGGUGCAUUCACAAGUACUGUGUUUUAUCCUUUGAAUGUUAUAAAAGUUCAAAUGCAGUGUCGAAUAGGUGGAGAAUAUCAGAGUGUUUGGGUUGUUUUGUCACAGAUUCAUAGCGAUCGUGGUUUAAAAUCAAUUUAUAGUGGCGUGCAUCUGAACUACACAAGAGCAUUUAUGAGUUGGGGUGUCAUUAACGUAGCCUACAGUUUCUUGAAGAAGAUAAUGGAUGAAUGGGAUGUAGUUACGUACUGAG